Messenger RNA from Anopheles nili, 2823 nucleotides. Its product is annotated as schwannomin-interacting protein 1-like. Bases 1 to 2181 code for a protein of 726 amino acids. Gene Ontology annotation, cellular component: plasma membrane; cell junction. Gene Ontology annotation, biological process: positive regulation of hippo signaling. NCBI's taxonomy places the organism in Eukaryota, Metazoa, Arthropoda, Insecta, Diptera, Culicidae. The record is from RefSeq and is a predicted model, not a curated record. The transcript has 5 exons.
AUGUGCACCAGAAUUCGCAAGGGCAUCAUCAACCCGAACUAUCCGGGCUUCCAGUCGCUCGCGUACACGCUAAACGACGACAACUUCGACUACAGCUCGGAAAACCCAUCCGACGACGACGAGGACUCGUACGUGUCGGAAUCGGACGAUAACGAGAUGAAGCGCCAAGUGCGAUGCCAGGACGAGCGCGACGUGGGCGACGAAAAUGGUAACUCGUUUGGUGGGGUGAACGAUGGCGAGGAAAGCGGCGAAAAAAUGCCCCUGCAUUCCUGCGUGGGUGGAACGGUGGACGCCUCCCUGCAGGGGAUGCUUUCCUUAACCGCAUACCCUCAGCCGGUGACGACCACGCUGGAAUCGGAGGAAUCCUACCAGCCGGACUCGCCGAUUCGUUGCUCCCGUACGCGUCUCAUACCGACUGGAUACGAUUCUCCGAUGCUUACCACCACCACGGCACUCUUUGGACCGGAAGAGAAGCUCGACUCGACGUGCAUUUACGCCUCCACGCCGCCGGAUAUCGUCCUGCAGCACAGCUACGAGUUACGUACAAGUGCGCUCGGAUCUACCAACGAAUUUCUGAAGACUUCAGUGGAGCAGUCCAACACAAUCCAGCGGCCUGACCUAAUACCGGAACAGCAGCGUCAGCUGCAGGAGCAACACCUGCUGCAACAGGACUCGAAGCUCGGGCAUGAUGACUAUGACGGCGAGAAUCACAACGCCCCAGUCUAUACCGAGUGCGAUGAAGUUGUCGAUGACGGCGAUGAUGAAGACGAAGACGAGGGUGAUGACGAGGACGACGAGGAUCAGGAUGGCGAUGGGAAUCGAACACCACCGUCACCAGCGGUUGAGCGUGCCAUUGGUUCAAUCUCCAACUCGAACAGUGCCACCUGCAGCAGCAAUUUCCUUCGUAACGGUGCACUCUCCCCGGACCAGAUGCUGGACGAGACGGCGCGAUGUUACGGAUCCGUAACGGACGUAACGCUGUCAGAUGACUCGGAGCAGGAGUCUGAUGAAGGAGAAUUCGAAUACCACGCACCGGGAGCGGAUAGUGACAACUACGCGUUACCGGCAGACACGGCCGGAAGUCCGGAUGAUAGUACCGACAGUGUGGGAUCGAGUCCCGGCGAAGUGCAGUACCAUCUGGUGGACGAUUGUUCGAACCAAACCGUGCAAAUCACGCGGUCACGCCAAUUCAGCGAACAUUCGCCAACUAACCAGUACCACCUGUUGCAACAAUACUCGAGCCCCGUGGGAUCCGUGGAUAGUGACAACAACCAAGCUCAACGGGAAGAUGCGACGGAACGCGAAAUUAAUCGGAACACACGCUACUGUUCGCUGGAACAUCUUGCUCAAGGGGAACCGUCCUGCACUGCGACUGACAGUGCGUUCCGUGGGGAUCGAAUAGCAAACCAGGACGAACUGGUUUCAACGGACUAUCCCGACGAUCGUUCCAUGAUGUGGAACGUGGAUCGAAGCGGAACGAUCUAUCCGAUACGUUCGGUGCCUACUGUUCCACGUGUUAACACCACACCGUCAGGAGGAGCAAAGAUCUCGGAAGUAACUCAGGCUACCGGCAGCCAAGGCAUCGUUCCGGUCAACCAAUACCAAAAAGUUCCCAAGGUGAACCCGUUCUGCGAACUGUUGCUGCAGGAAACCGACACGUGCGACUUCUUCACCAAACAAGCUAAACUACAGAUCGAGGCGCGGAUGGCGCUGUGUCAAGCGAAGGACAUGGCCCACAUGCAAAUGGAGAUCGAAAAGCGAAGCAUGCCACUAUCUCCCGUAACGCGGGUCAUCCAUACGGCCGUCGAAAAAGCUGGUCUCAGUUUGGCGACCGACAAGCGACGCCUGUCCAGGUACUACCUUACACGGCUAAACGUGCACCAGCUCCAGACCAUCCUCACCGUGUUGCAGGGCCACGCGGAGGUACAAAACGAGGAGUUGGUAGAGCUGUUGAUGGAACGCGACGAGCUGCACAUCAGCCAGGACGCAACAUUGAUCGAUAUUGAGGAUCUGUCGCGAUAUCUUUGUGCCAAGGAACAGACGAUCAUACACGCCGAACGACAGCGCAAGAGCUACCAUUACAACAGCAACCGGACUGCGCAUCAAAAGCAGUCGUCGUUGGCACAACCCCAGUUACGAACCGCUUGUGGAACCACCAUUCCGGCAUAUCGUUACCAUUGAGCGUUCCAAUGUGCAUCAUCCUGUCCGACAGCGCCUGUACUGCACUAGCGAUGCCCGACGAAAAGGCUACAAUUAUAACGAUUAAAAUAGACUCGUAAUCGAAUGGAAGCAGAACCUACAAAUCAAGUGGACCCAAAAGAAAAUAAUACAGUAUAAAAUCACAUCAUACACACACAUGUACGCCCCUAAACACAUCAAAUGGUGGUUUGCAAUGCACAAAAUGUAACAUUCCCAAAGGCACACACCCGCAUUGGAUCGCUUAGUGCAAUGUGAGCACAUCGAAAAGAACAUGUCUCACCUUGUGAUAGUUACGCCUGCUACAACUCUGGACUUACGGUGGGAGUACUGCAUAAUGGAAACAAUCACUUAUCAUGGCAACCGGCACGUUGGGCGCCAGCUCUGACCAUUUCCCAUUUCCCAAACUAAACUUUAACAAUCAACGCUCUGGUGAUAAACGAUAAUACUGCAAAUUGUUGUCUCUAUUUUUCGAUAUCUAAAACCAAAAGCUAUUUCCUAUACUCGAACAAGAAAACGGAAUAUCAACUCUAGUAACACUUCCACCCUUCUCCCUGCAUGCUAUCGAACGUUGCUACUUCCAUCGUUAAAGCGGAUAUUUGUUGCAAAAUGAAAGUGAAAGUUUGA